This is a messenger RNA of Vigna unguiculata (cowpea), 2531 nucleotides long. It is a transcript of the gene MIRO1, whose product is annotated as MIRO-related GTP-ase 1. Gene Ontology annotation, cellular component: mitochondrial outer membrane. Gene Ontology annotation, biological process: mitochondrion organization. Gene Ontology annotation, molecular function: calcium ion binding; GTPase activity; GTP binding. NCBI's taxonomy places the organism in Eukaryota, Viridiplantae, Streptophyta, Magnoliopsida, Fabales, Fabaceae. The record is from RefSeq and is a predicted model, not a curated record.
UAGCGUAGAAGGACUACAAAGUUAUUAGACGACAGUCGUUUAUGGAAAAGGCCAAUUCUGUUGGUAGUGUGGUACAGUAGUCUGAGGUGCAAGAAAAGUAAAGGUGCUACAAAUAUUAACCGCUGAAGAAGUGGCCACCUACAAGCACCGUCUACUCUAGGGUACACCACCAUACUUUCCUUCUUUAGGGUUUUUAUUUUCACUCCAACGCCAAUCUCUCACUCUUUCCCUUCUCCAUUUUAGACUCUUGCUCCUCACAUCACCCAUGGCAAAACCCUCUUCUGGAACCGUCAAUCCUCACAGCCGCACCGGAGUUCGUAUUGUCGUCGCUGGAGACCAAGGCACCGGAAAAUCUAGCCUCAUCAUCACCGCGGCGGCGGAUAACUUUCCAGUCAAUGUGCCGCCGGUUUUGCCUCCCACACGUUUGCCGGAAGAUCUCUAUCCGGAUCGAGUACCUAUCACCAUCAUCGACACCUCCUCCCGUGCUGAGGAUAGUGAUAAAGUUGCUGAAGAAUUGCAGCGAGCUGACACAGUAGUCCUUACAUAUGCAUGUGAUCGACCUGAGACACUUGAAAAUCUGAGUGCAUUUUGGCUUCCACAUCUUCGCAAAUUAGAGGUGAAAGUUCCAGUUAUAGUAGUUGGUUGUAAGCUUGAUUUAAGGGAUGAAAAUCAGCAGGUGAGCUUAGAACAGGUGAUGUCGCCCAUAAUGCAACAGUUUCGAGAGAUUGAAACUUGUAUUGAGUGUUCAGCAUGUAGGCAUAUUCAGGUCCCCGAAGUUUUCUACUAUGCACAAAAGGCUGUUCUUCAUCCAACAGCUCCAUUAUUUGAUCAAGAGUCGCAAACUCUAAAGCCUAGAUGUGUGCGAGCCUUGAAGCGUAUUUUUAUCCUCUGUGACCAUGACAGAGAUGGUGCCCUUAGUGAUGCUGAGCUGAAUGAUUUUCAGGUUAAAUGUUUCAACGCCCCUUUGCAACCAUCUGAAAUUGUGGGUGUAAAGAAGGUUGUACAAGAAAAAAUGUCUGAAGGGGUGAAUGAUCGUGGGCUUACUUUGACUGGAUUCCUAUUUCUUCAUGCCCUUUUCAUAGAAAAAGGGCGUCUGGAGACAACAUGGACUGUGCUAAGGAAGUUUGGAUAUAAUGAUGAUAUCAAACUUGCUGAUGAUCUAAUUCCACCUGUAAAACGUGCCCCUGAUCAGAGUGUAGAGCUGACAAAUGAAGCGAUUGAAUUUUUAAAGGCAAUUUUUGAUGCAUUUGAUGGUGAUAGGGAUGGGAUGUUACGACCUCGUGAACUUGAAGAAUUGUUUUCUACUGCCCCUGAAAGUCCUUGGACUGGAAUUCCAUAUGAAGAUGCUGCAGAAAAAAAUGCCUUUGGAGGACUAUCACUGGAUGCAUUUUUGUCAGAGUGGGCACUUAUGACACUUCUAAACCCAACUCUUAGUAUGGAGAAUCUGAUUUACAUUGGUUAUCCUGGUGAUCCAUCAUCUACUAUCCGUGUGACUAGGAGGAGGCGUUUGGAUCGGAAGAAGCAACAUUCAGACAGAAACGUUUUGCAGUGCUUUGUUUUUGGGCCUAGGAAGGCUGGGAAAUCUGCAUUAUUGAAUUCUUUUAUUGGAAGGCCAUAUUCCGAAGGUUACAAUCCAACCAAUGAAGAUCGUUAUGGUGUAAAUGUAGUUGAUGUUUCUAUGGAAAACAAAAAAUAUCUUGUGCUGAGAGAGAUACCUGAAGAUGGAGUUAGGAAGCUCCUGUCCAAUAAGGAGUCUUUGGCAUCAUGUGACAUUGCAGUUUUUGUUCAUGACAGGUCUGAUGAAUCCUCCUGGAGAACGUCAUCUGAACUCCUGGUUGAAAUUGCUAGUCAUGGAGAAGAUACCGGCUUUGAGGUGCCCUGCCUGAUAGUUGCAGCUAAAGAUGAUCUGGAUUCAUUUCCAAUGGCUAUCCAGGAGUCAACUAGGGUUAGUCAAGAUAUGGGAGUAGAGGCUCCUAUACCAAUCAGUGUCAAGUUAGGCGAUUUUAAUGGUCUGUUCCGUAAGAUUGUAACCGCUGCUGAGCAUCCUCAUUUAAGCAUUCCUGAAACUGAAGCUGGAAGAAGCCGCAAGCAGUACCACAGGCUUAUUAAUCGAUCUCUAAUGGCUGUUUCAGUUGGAGCUGCAGUGGUCGUAGUUGGGCUUGCAGCCUACAGGGUAUAUUCUGCGAGGAAGAACGCGUCUGGUUGAAGGACAGUCCAUUUACCUUCAUCAAUGCAGCCUGCUCCUGGUUAGAUUUGUCAAGUUCAACAUUCAGUUGGCUUUUUUAUGCCACCUGUUGUAGAGUUUGCUAUUUUAUUUUACUUUUUAUGAAAUCACUAUCUUUAAUUUUUAUUUGCCGAGGUGGAAUUUAGCAUUUUUUCUACAAAUUACGGUAUGCUUCUUUUUUAUUUCUUAGGGGCUUCGUGGUAGUAACGUACACAAUAAUGGAAUAUCCUGUCAGGUCCAGUUAAACACUGGAAACUUCAAAAAAAUGAAAGCAUCCUGUAUUAAGAUUGCAAUUGAGAUCCUUUUA